Ictalurus punctatus (channel catfish) is the source of this 4572-nucleotide messenger RNA. RefSeq names its product ADAM metallopeptidase with thrombospondin type 1 motif, 15a (gene adamts15a). Gene Ontology annotation, molecular function: zinc ion binding; metalloendopeptidase activity. The record is from RefSeq and is a predicted model, not a curated record. NCBI's taxonomy places the organism in Eukaryota, Metazoa, Chordata, Actinopteri, Siluriformes, Ictaluridae. Gene Ontology annotation, biological process: proteolysis; extracellular matrix organization. Bases 303 to 3176 code for a protein of 957 amino acids. The transcript has 8 exons.
GGCGCUAGCCAAUCAACUCAACCGAAGACCUUCCUCAAAAGCUCCGGUGACAGGCACUAGCUGUUUACACAUGACCUACGCGCAUAAAGCCGGCACACGCGGAAGGACGUUUGAGCAUCCAGGUGCAAGAAGGGAAUGGAUCUAACGUUCGCAGACAACAUUUUAGUCCGUCUCCGUUAUUCGGAUUAUUCUUAAAUGCACCUUUAACUGGUCCAGCAAUAUAGUUUGUGCAGGAAGCUAUAAACAUUGCGUCCUGUCCCUACUGGUCCGUAUACAUCUUAUAGCAUUUUGCAUAUGCAAUCAUGUUUUUAUUCACAAGGGCUGUGCUUAUUGUGAACGUCUUAUUUUUGAUUUGCAAAGUUGCGCGCUCCAUGCAGAGUCAACUGUGCGAACCUGUCAGAAUGGAUAAUCAUGACUAUGCAAAUAACAACUUCGUUGGUUCUGAAAUGAGCGCACCGCCGAAUAAAGUGGCUUUCCAAAUAAGUGCAUUUGGGCAGGAUUUUGUUCUUGACUUGCACGCGGAUUCUAGCUUUAUCGCACCCACGCUCUCGACAUUGGGAAUGCCCCUUGUGUCCGAGCGCGCGGACCUUCGGCGCUGUUUCUACGCGGGCACCGUGAAUUCAGAUCCACUCUCGUACGUGGCUCUCAGUCUGUGUGACGGCCUGCACGGCGCGUUUGGCUACGACGGCUGGGAAUAUUUUGUCAAUCCGGCAAGCGACGACUCCGUGUUUUCGGGUGCGCGCCGGAGCGCCGAGAGCGCGCACCUUCUGCGACGACGCGCCAACUCCGAGCUUGGAGGCAACGGCACGACGCGAUGUGGCGUGGACGGUGGCCCGACACCGGAGGUCGCACGGUCCCUGGAGAAGUUUAAACGCUCCGAAGAAGCUAAUGCUGGCGAUAAAACCACCGCACAGAGGAGCCGGCUCAAGCGAUUCGCAUCGGUGCCUCGGUACGUUGAAACGCUUGUGGUGGCCGACGAGUCCAUGGCCAAUUUCCACGGUGACGAUCUGAGGCAUUACGUGCUUACACUCAUGGCAGUUGCGGCUCGCCUCUACAAACACCCAAGCAUCCUGAACCCCAUUAACAUCGUGGUGGUCAAGUUCCUGGUGAUUACCGACGAGGAUAAAGGGCCCAAGGUGACCGGCAACGCAGCCAUGACAUUGCGCAAUUUCUGCACGUGGCAAAAGAAGAUGAACAAGAACAGCGACAAGCACCCGGAGUAUUGGGACACCGCCAUCCUAUUCACCAGAGAGGAUCUGUGUGGAGCCUCCACGUGUGACACUUUGGGCAUGGCAGAUGUUGGCACGAUGUGUGACCCAAAGAGGAGCUGCUCAGUGAUCGAGGAUGAUGGCUUGCCAUCUGCAUUCACCACAGCUCACGAACUUGGCCAUGUAUUCAACAUGCCCCAUGAUAAUGUGAAGGCAUGUGAGGAUGUAUUUGGAAAGCUGCAGGACAAUCAUAUGAUGUCACCGACACUGAUCCGGAUAAACCGCACCAGCCCAUGGUCGCCGUGUAGUGCUGCUAUCAUUACAGAGUUCCUGGACAGCGGGCAUGGUGAUUGUUUAUUGGAUCAGCCUGAGAAACCCUUGGCACUACCUGACAUUCUCCCUGGAGUGUCGUAUGGUCUAGAGAGGCAGUGUGAGUUGUCAUUUGGCGCUGGUUCGAAGCCAUGCCCACUCAUGCAGGCACCGUGCCAGCGGCUAUGGUGCACAGGCAAGACGCGUGGUCAGCCUGUCUGUCAGACACGCCACUUCCCCUGGGCAGACGGCACAGAAUGUGGAGAGGGCAUGCUGUGCAUGCGCGGGGUUUGCUUAGAGGAUUACGAGGUCUCCAGGCCUAAGGUGGAUGGAAAGUGGGGUAAAUGGGGGACAUUCGGGCCUUGCUCCAGGACAUGUGGUGGUGGAGUGCAGCUGGCAAAGAGAGAGUGCAAUAAUCCACUGCCAGACAAUGGGGGCAAAUACUGCCAGGGAGUGAGGGUUAAGUAUCGGUCCUGUAACCUCACACCAUGCUCAGACACUGGGAAGAGUUACAGAGAGGAGCAGUGUGAGGCUUUCAAUGGCUUCAAUCUGAACACCAACCGCCUCACGCCCUCUGUGGUGUGGGUGCCUAAGUACUCAGGCAUCUCCCCUAAAGACCAGUGUAAGCUGAUAUGCAGGGCUAAUGGAACAGGCUACUUCUAUGUCCUCUCUCCCAAGGUUGUGGAUGGGACUCCAUGUUCUCCUGACUCUUCAGGAGUCUGUGUUCAGGGCAAAUGUAGCAAGGCGGGAUGUGACGGUAAACUCGGCUCCAGCAAGAAGUUUGACAAGUGUGGCAUCUGUGGAGGGGACAAUAAGAGCUGCAAGAAGAUUUCUGGCCUCUUCACAAAACCCAUUCAUGGCUACAACUUUGUCGUCAUGCUUCCUAUGGGUGCGUCCAACAUUGACAUCCGCCAGCGUGGCUAUAAGGGAAUGGUAAAUGAUGAUAACUACCUGGCUGUCAAGAACAGCCGAGGUGAAUACCUUCUUAAUGGCAACUAUAUAGUGUCAGCAGUGGAGCGGGACAUCCUAGUGCGUGGCAGCCUUUUGCGCUACAGUGGCACCAGCGGCCAAUCAGAGACGCUGCAUGCUGUAAGGCCACUGGGGGAAGCUCUGACAGUGGAGGUGCUGUCUGUUGGCCACUUAACGCCUCCACGCAUCCGCUAUUCCUUCUUUAUCAAACGAGAAACCAAGGAGGACAAGGUGUUAAAGAAGGAGGGCAGGACUCUGGCCGAAAACAGCGUUCUCAUUGAGGAGGGAGGGCUUGGGAAAGAAGCUGAUCCCCUCAAUAAAAAAAUUCCACCUCCCUACAUCAAAGAGGCUCCACCCCCUGCGAAGUGGGCGGCUACUGGGUGGGAGGACUGCUCAGUGACCUGUGGAAAUGGCCUACAGAGGAGAUUGGUACAGUGCCAAAGUGGAGAUGGCACUCCUGGUACAGACUGUGAUCCAGCCAAAAGGCCCAGUGCAUUGCGGGCUUGUGGUGACCCAUGCCCAGUAUGGCAUAUAGGUGAGUGGUCCUCCUGUUCCAAGACCUGUGGCAAAGGCUUUAAACGGCGCCCACUCCGCUGUGCCACCGAGUCGGGCAUGGUGCUUCCCAGGGAUCACUGUGUGAGCAUGAAGAAACCACAGGAGCUAGACUUUUGUUCGUUAAAACCCUGCUAAUGACUCCUUUUCCCACAGUAUUUAAAUUUCCACGUUAAUUCCUGUCGUGGACUUGUCAUUUUGUUAAACAAUAUACUCAACAAACAAAGAACAGUUAAAAGUUAAACUAUCCGGAACUUUAUUUGUUCUGGUGCAUCUUUUUUUUUUAUGAAGAAGAAGAAAAAACUGUUACAAAACAGAGAGAAGCAAUACUUUGUAAAGCAAUAUUGCCAUGUAGGCUAACUUAUAUGCCGAUCAUCUUUUGGACUGAGAAGAAACGAUCCACAGAGUCGAAAGAGUAGCACAGAAAUUGCCCGUGUACUGCAUUUCCUCCUUAAAUCUGUCUUGUUUUGAGGCCUCAGAAGGGUCCAGAGUGUCUGGUGAGAGACUGGGGUCAAGUUUCAUAUAAACAGAGCAUGGUUUAAUGCUUUGAUCAUUUUCCAUUAGCAUUUGAAAACAUUAAUUAGUCCUGUUGAAUAUUCCUUUAAUAGUCUACUUGAAUAUUCCUGGCAUAAUAAACACUGAGAGAAUGCCAGAGUGCUGGAGCAGCAGGAAAUUGUUGACUCCCUCCAAGACCUUAUUUUGUAGGAGAAAAUUUUUGUCAAUUUAUUGUUAUUUCUUAAUGACCAGAACGUUCAUGCCUUUUAAAACAAGGUACGGCAUCACCAGUUUAAACACCAAAUAUCACAUAGACAUAUAUAAAAGCUAAAGAAAAUGAUUCCAACUGAGUCAACUAUCUCAAUAUUAGCAUAUUAAUCUUUCUCCUGAAUCUCAACAGUCUUCUGUCUUUAAAUUUCUAUUUAUGUAUAGUUCAGGGUGAGACAGUUAACCCUUAGAGUCUGUUCAUUUUGCAAACUGUGCCUCCAUGACAGGGUCUUUAUCUCAAUUAGUCAUCCAACAUCUCGUUUGUUUUUAUGUUAUCCUCUCUUUCCAGUGAGACAGAGGUGCAGCUGCUAUAAUCAAGCCCUGUCUGGUACAGUAACUAACUUAUUAUUAUAGCAAUAUCUUGUGAUGGCAUAUGCCAUGAGGCAUGGUUUUGUCUGCCAGAUGCCAACCUGGUAAACUGUUGUUUUUUUGUUUUUUUUUUUGUACACAGUGUAAAUUCAUGUAAUGCAUAACACAGUAAAAAGAUAUAUAUGUGAGGUUUUUUGGGGCGACCAUAUUGUCCAUCUAAAAGAUGGUUCUUGUAUGACUUGGAAUGUUUUAUCCAUUUUUUUUUUCUUUUGCACUUUAGUACAGCAAAAGAGUUCAACGUCCUGCAUGGGCUGCCUUGUAUACCAUGUAUACAUCCAUCUAGCUGUGCACAAAUAAGUCCUGUAAAUACCUUUCUAUUUUAUAUAUUUUUUUUUACGCUGGCAUUUUGAAUUGACUUCAAGGUAUUUAUUCCAAAUAAAACAUGUACUAACAAGAUCCUUUA